Parastagonospora nodorum SN15 is the source of this 147-nucleotide messenger RNA. RefSeq lists its product as hypothetical. The coding region runs from base 1 to 147 and encodes 48 amino acids. The transcript is spliced from 2 exons. The record is from RefSeq and is a predicted model, not a curated record. NCBI's taxonomy places the organism in Eukaryota, Fungi, Ascomycota, Dothideomycetes, Pleosporales, Phaeosphaeriaceae.
AUGAUCGCGAGAACAAAUCGACUCGUAGCUUCUUCCUAUCCGUACGACAACGCGAGCUACAGUCUUGCUGAUGAAAACUGCUCCUACUACAACGUCUCUCUGAUGCUUGGUCAGAUUGCUUUCAAAUCGUGCGCCGCGAUUGUGUAG